UACUUGCCAGGGAUCGAUACCAGGAACAGGAAACUGAUGACCGGGGGUUGGCGGGGGGAGGGGGCUGUACCGCAGGGGGCUGGCUUGGGAGAGGGAAAGAAGAGGAUGUGGGAGAGGCUCAAGGGAGGCUGUUGUAUAGUAUUGAGUACUUAAAUAGGUUGAGAAAUACACACACUUGGAUGUAUUAAUGUAUACAGCACGCCGGGGAAAUGAGUCGAUAGGUGCUCGCUCGGUGCAGGGAGGGAAAGGAGAGGAGGGAGGAAGGGAGAAAGUUGCCGCAUUGCACCAGCGGGAAACGGGGAAGCCCUCUAAAGCAGGUUCCUCCUUCUACUCGUCCUCCUACUCCUCCUACUCCUCCUACUCCCCCUCCGAAGUCAAGCGUCCCCGGUCCCCCAGUCACUCGGCUCUGUUGCUGCACCAGUAACCUCGCCUUAUGCUCCCCUGUUGCGCCAGGUAUAUUGUAAAUCUGUGAUAGUUUCCUCGAAGAAGCACGAGAGUGGGCGAUGGGGACAAAAAUAGCAAGCACGGUCCACCCUCGCGUCCCCGCCCUUCGCCGCCUCGCUAAGGACAGGCCGGCGGGCGGGGGCGUGGGUGAUGAUUGGGUUGCCGACGCUCGCCGCCCGUUGCAUUUAUUAGUGUUUCGUUAUCGCGGCGGUGGUGACGCGGGUGACGGGGGCUUGGCGGGCUGAUAAACGCGGUUGACUGAUUUCCGGGGCAUCUGAGGACAUGUUUCAAGAGCCGCAGCCACUUCCACCUCCAGUGUGCCUUGGCAUUUGUAGGACCGAGGCGCCCCGUCCAUCGGCUGACUAGGCCGGGUGAAGGCACCAUGUGACCGCCAGCCAGCCAUGUCCGCUGUCCACCUCUUCCUUCCUUCUUCCACACGCACGCUGAGAAGAAAAAGUGAGAAGAGGAUGCACUCCCGCAACACUUGAAGAAUUUUCAAGUGUUCUUCAUUUCCGUCCACUUAGUUCUUUCCUGCCUUGAGGUGCUUCCUUCCCUCUCCCUCAUCGCCUGCCCCUCACCUCCUCCCAGCGAGAAUCAAGUGUUGCGUCCACCGCCACGAUGGGCAACCAAAACAGCAGCAAGGCACACCUCCCCCACCCACCCGUCAACUGGACUCAGAGCUUCCCUCGAGAGAACCGGAGACUCAAGAAAUAUGGAGCCACAACUGACACCAAGGUUUUGCCACAAAGGAUCCCUGGACAGCGUCUUCGUCCCACAGAAAAUGGCCACAUCCUGCAGACGAAGGGCACUAUCACUGGCCGGCGAAUUAAUGAAUUCCAUGCCCCACACCACCCGGCCUUCCCUCCACCAAUGCCACUCCACCACCAGCACCACCAGUCCAUGCAACAACACCCUCACUCAGCCUCCAUGACGGCCCUCCACUUCCCGAGCCACCAGGAUGAGCGCAACGCGUCUAUGCACGAUCUGAGGUUUGGUCGUCCACCCUCAAAGAACUACGCCAGUGAGCCAGAUCUGAGAGGAUCAUGUCCCCCUUCAGCCGCUCCUGCUCCCAUGCCUCACACCAUUAUAAGUCAGUCGCCUACAAAGGGAAGGAUAAAGUCCAAGAAGAAGUACAAGGCUCCACCAGCCCCUCCUGGAGAAAUGAGUGAUUCCCACUCCCUCCCUCGCACUGCCAUGAGGUCACAUUCAUUGAGUGACAUGGCCAACCAUGGACACAAUUCCCAUGGACAGAACCAUUGCGCUGUUCACUUUGCUGAUCACGACACAGAAAUGACCAGCAGCCCAGAAGUUCAUAAGCAGAAAACACGUAAAAUUGGGCUGUUCCGGAAAAAGAAUGAAUCCCGUCGGCCCAGUUCAGGUGAUGACCAGAGGAGCUCAGGGGAGGAACAGGAGAGAGGCCGAGCAGAAAUCAGACGUGGAGGACCUGUGUCCCCUGUUGCCCGCCACUCACCACGCGAUGAACUGCGUGAGAGAGCCAGAAGUCUGGACUGCCUGCAACAUGAACUCCGCCACUCCCCUGUGUCACCAGUCCCCACUGCGGCCGCAAGCAUGACACAUCUCCACAACUCCCAAGAGACCCGGCUCUGGUCCACCCUCGAAAGGGACUCAAGACGCUCUGCCCGCCAAGAAGUGGAGUCAAGGCGGAGCAGCACACUGGAGCGUGAGUCCAAAAGGUCUGCCAAUGACAAGAGGAUCGCUGCCCUGGAAAAGGAAGUACAAAAGAGCCACAGGAGGAUGAGCACACUGGAGAGGAAGGUGGAGGAACGGAAGCAGUGGGUGUCUGAGGGACAAGAAAACUCCACACCCUCCUCCAGCAGCCGUGUGAUGCGCCUGGAAUCUUACCGUGACAACUCCUCACAGCCGCGCUCCUCUUCCAGUGGCUCCCACCCCGAGCUGGUCCAUGAGGAAAAGAAGAAGAAGGAAGAGGACAGAAUCAAGGCAGAAAGUGAGAAGAUGAAGGUGAUAAAGAAGAGUCCCCCCAGAAAUGUUCAUGAUGAGUGGGACAGUGCUGAAGUGCAGGUCAAUGGUAAUCGAAAACUGUCUGCGAGUCUGCAGGCUGAGCUCAUUCACACAGUCAAUAAUUUAAGAAAAUCCUCCACAGAACAGGAGCACAACUCAUCAACACUCACACGUAAAGGCAAACAAAGUGAAAAGAAGCCAAGCAAGCCUGUCUCCAACCACAGUGAAGACAAUGGCCAGGCAGAAUCGCAGCCGAAAACUUUCUUCUUUGGGAUGGAGCCAGAGGUGUCUCGGGACCCUCAGAUCGAGACUAAUACAGGUCUUCAUAAGAUCAAGACCCAAGUGGAAGCUUCCAAGGCCAAAAACCGGGAGGAGGUUCACAUCAAUGGCCAGACAGUUGAGUUCUCACGUCGCACUCUUGAGCGAACAGAGAGGAGUCAGAGUCGCAAUCGAAGCACUCGUAAAGAGACUCAAAAGACACCUGAAACCCCAAGUGACUCUGGAAAGCAUGCGAGUCAGAGAAAGCUUUCCAAGGACGUGGAGGACUUUGCGAUUGCCAUUGAGCGUCAAAAACUGAGUCGUAUUGAUGGUGACAGCGGCGCAAGUGGCUCAUCCAGGCGUGAGGAUGGAGGCUACCACUCAAGGCAGAACUCUGGGAGCCUCUACCUGGAGAAUGAGGGUGACAGCAGGGAAGAGGGAGAGCUAUGCAUGAACUUGAGGCCGAUACUACCACGCCGGCAGCUUGAAAUACCAAGGUUCAGCCCAAAUGCUGCCUGGCGGUCCCUCAGUCUGGAACGCUCUGGAAGACACACGGAAACACAUGAGGAGACACAGAGCAGCGAGGGACAAGAUUCUGUGUUUGAAUCAAGAAUACAGCGAUUCACACGUCCAACAGCUCCCCCGAGAGGCUCUGGGGAAAAAUCUGCUGACUCUGGGAUUUCAGGUGAUGCUGGCAGUCCAGGACCCACACACGAGUUUGAGCCUCUGAUCCCAACUGAGAAGACCAAAUCCUCAUCAGGGCCAUUGGCUGUCUCUUCACCUGUAGUGUCAGGGAGGGCUGAGGGACGACGCACAUGGACCCCUGCACAAGAUCUUGAUGAGAACAGCCUCGACAGCAAUGGAGAGCCAGUUGACAUCCCCGCCGGCCUCUCAACACCUCCUAAACUCACCUCACGAUCCAACAUGUUCUCUAAAUCAAAGGAGGUUGCCACUGACCCAGAAAUUGAACCCGAGUCACCAGUAGAAACUGAAACCAUAUCAGAACUAAUAUCUCCAGAUGACAAAGAUCACUGGUCAAAACGCAAGAAGCUCAAUAGCACCGCCAUCCUGCCGCAGAAGUUCAACAGUCUCCGCAAACUGAAGCGAUCAGUGUCUGGCACAGUCACAGGAGGCGGUCACAAAAACACCUCCGAAGACUACAAUCGCAGCAAAACCCCAGACCAGCCACGAGGCGUCCAGCAAGACGAGUCCCACUGGCGGGACAACUGGUCUAUGUCCCGCUCCAUCCCCAACUCGCUCAACACGUGUGAGGAACAGGAAACUGUCAGUAACCUCUCCAGCACACGUAACAUCCGUAGCAGGUCAGAGUCACGCCUUGGCCUCAGCGGGGAAAUGAAUGCUGAGGACAUGCGGUCUCGAACACCCUCCUACCUAAUGUACGGGAAUGGUGGCCACAUCAUGUACCUGCCUGAGUACAAUUCUCGCAGGAUGAGUCACGGUGAUGCCGGCAGUGAGGACGAAGUGGACCGCCGUCACCACAGAUCCUCACAGCACCAGGAGAGUCGACAUGCUUCUCGAUACCCGGGUCAGCCUUCCUCACCUGAGAAUGAACGCAAGCCUCCAUCAGGUGAUGAAGACCCAGCUCUUCCUGAAGCCUAUGGCCCAGCUUUUAUGGCAGCAAAUGGAAUUGCUCCUCCUCCAAGGAGGCUGAAAGGGAAAAAGUUUUCUUACCAGAGCACUGUGAGGAUCAUUGAAAUGAGGAAACUGGAGGAAAAAUUGGCAAGGGAAGUAGCUGAAAAGGAGAAGCAAAGGUUGAAGGAAAUGGAGGCCAUGAAAAAGGUGGAAGAAGAAUUCCAGAGGAAGAGAGAACGUGAGAAGAAGAAGGUUAAGCAGCAGCUGAAACUGUUCCAUAUCCAGCAGCAGCAGCAGCAGAAGCUGAACCAGUCACAGCAGCACACAGCAAGAGACACUCACAAUCACUCCUACUCUAGUGAUGACCACGCCCCCUCGUCCUACUCCUCAGAGCAGCACGAGGUGUCCAGUCAGUCCUCCUCCCAGCCUCCUCCUCUGCCGCACUCACCCCCCCCUCAGGUCUACCCUUCCUUCACCUCCCUUCCUUCAGAGCUCCCCACAGAGACCUGCUCUGGCCUCAUCUCAGGCAUCAAGAGCUGGGUCAAGGGGAGGAAAGAGAGUCGUUCUUCCACCUCAUCCAGUGGCCCCACGUCAGCUCCAAGACAAGAGCCUGACGGGGCCCCGGCCUCCUCUCCUCGGAAAGCCAGUGACGACUAUCGUACCUCCGGGGCAUCAUCCCCCAAGAACAGUCCCACACAGAGUGAUCAGGCCAAGCAAGACAUCAGGGCUGAAAUAAUUGCUGCAUCAAAAAAGCGAAGUGGCGAUGCCAUCAAUAAGCGUGACAAGCAGGCCGGUGGGAAGGUCAGUGCUCAACAGAAGUCUGGCCCCAGUCACAGUGGUGAGGCUGUCAAGCAAGAGUCACAGCACCCACAGCCCAGCACUCAUGAUGACCUCCCCCAGCACCACCACAAGCACCACAAACACAGCAGCAAGCACCACCUGAAGGAGGAUGCCCGGCACUCCCAGUCCCCAGACAGGCGGCGGCUUGGCUCCGGCCUGAUGCAGGAGCUUUCUGAGCUGCAUCAGGAGCGCCGGGAGUACAGGGAGUACCGCACCCCCUCCAGGCACUCCAGACACUCCCAGUCCCCACCUGUUGGCACACAAGGAAGUCCACUUGCUCCCAAAAAGUCAUUGAAGGGCAAGUCGUUGACUAACUACAGGCGAGACUUCUGCCACGGCAACGCACAGGUGAUUGGCCUCAACGUUGUGGCCGUCAAGGGAAAGCGCAGCGACGAGAGUGACAGAUUCUCCAAACACUCAAGUGAGGACCGGCGGUCAGUGAGCAGCAGCGGCGUCCAUCGCAGUGCUUCUGUUGACUUCCUGGAGACAGGCUCCUGUUCCUCCAGCAGUGGCACCCCCUCACAGCAGCAGUCUUCCGGCCACCCCAUCGACGCUUCCCUCAGCCACAACUAUGGACGGGGCGGCGGGUACCCUCCAGUCGACAGCAGCCCAGCACGGUUUGCCCACAGCAUCCUGACUCCCUUCAACCCCGUCAAGGGCUACCGGCCCGUCUCCUUCAGUCCACCUCCCCCCACCAAGAUUCUUCCAGUCAAUUGAAGCAAUGCCAUCUGAAGGCAUUCAAGUAACAUGCUGUCCUUUAUUUCUUCUGUUAAAGAGAAAACUAAAGCCACAUUGUUCCAUGAAUAAAGUGAAGAAUCUAUGCCAUGUACUGUGUAUAAGGUUGUCAAUAAGGAGAAGUGUUCAAAUUAGCAUACUCUGUGCCAAACAUAAGUAAAGGAUUUGCAGUGUAAGGAAACCUGUAUAUGUGUGUGUCACUAACAAUAAUUAACUAUGAAGUAAUGUUUAAGUGAAGAUUGCCUUUUUCAGUGCUAGGUCUUCAUCAGGCGUUCCUUGCACUCAUCAUGUGUAAAGCUAUUAUUAUCGAAGGUCUUCAGCUUUAAUGCUUCCGUCCUGCAAGGGAUAGGCAAUUUAGGAGUAAGGUAAAUUUAAUUAUACAUAUUGUACAGAAAUUUGUAUCAGAAAAGUAUUUCUAUUCAUCCAGGGAUUCUCUAUAGGCAAACAUUUUUAUAUUGUACAUAUAUUUAAGUAGACAAAGGUUUAAUGUAGAGGAAAUAUUAACUCUAUGUGUACAUGUAAAGGUUUUAGAUAAGAUGAAAAGUGUGGUGGUGCAAGGAUGCCCGGGCCGGCGCGGAUUGUUACUCUCCUUGUCGUCGUAAAGAAAAUAACUGUCAAAGGCAAUAUAAAGUUACAUGCAAAGAUUACUAAAAUAUAAAAAUAAGAAUCUAA
This is a messenger RNA of Eriocheir sinensis (Chinese mitten crab), 6522 nucleotides long. RefSeq names its product serine/arginine repetitive matrix protein 2-like. NCBI's taxonomy places the organism in Eukaryota, Metazoa, Arthropoda, Malacostraca, Decapoda, Varunidae. Bases 1063 to 5832 code for a protein of 1589 amino acids. The transcript has 11 exons. The record is from RefSeq and is a predicted model, not a curated record.